Molecule: messenger RNA, 5017 nt
Organism: Ilex paraguariensis (yerba mate)
Lineage: Eukaryota; Viridiplantae; Streptophyta; Magnoliopsida; Aquifoliales; Aquifoliaceae
Source: the annotation of a GenBank genome assembly
AAAAUCCCACCCCCUAAACUUAACAGGUGUGUGCAUUAUAAAGACCCAUUAAACUUCAGAUCCGCAUUACACGUGUUCAAUCCCUGUCCCACAAUCAACCGCCAUACGUUUUCUCCCUCCAAAUCUCCACCAAUCUCUCUCCUCUUCACCCAGUCACACGCACAUACACAGGGACUCACAGUGUCUAACAAAAUUUAUUCUUUUUUCUCUGAUGCAUAAGUUCAUCUGUUUAACGUGAAACCCAUUAUUAUUUUUUUCUCGGAAAAAGUAGGUGAGAAAGUGAGGGAAAAUGGCGGGGAACGAGUGGAUAAAUGGGUACUUGGAGGCAAUAUUGGACAGUGGUGCUUCGGCUAUAGAGGAGAAGUCAACACAAGUGAACUUGAGAGAGAGAGGGGAUUUUAAUCCCACCAAGUACUUUGUGGAGGAAGUUGUGACUGGGGUUGAUGAGACUGAUCUUCACAGGACAUGGAUUAAGGUGGUGGCCACAAGAAACACCAGGGAGAGGAGUUCCAGACUCGAGAACAUGUGCUGGCGUAUUUGGCAUCUUGCCCGCAAAAAGAAACAGUUGGAAUGGGAAGAUUUCCAACGGUUAGCAAAUCGGAGGUGGGAACGGGAACAAGGACGUAGAGAUGUGACUGAGGACAUGUCUGAAGAUUUAUCUGAGGGAGAGAAGGGAGAUGUUCUGGGAGAGGCAAUAUCAAUUGACAGCCCGAGGAAAAAGUUCCAACGAAACUUCUCCAACUUGGAAGUAUGGUCGGACAACAACAAGGAGAAGAAACUUUACAUUGUUCUAAUUAGUUUGCAUGGUUUGGUCCGUGGAGAUAAUAUGGAGCUUGGUCGUGAUUCUGAUACUGGUGGCCAGAUCAAGUAUGUGGUAGAGCUUGCUCGGGCACUUGCCAAAAUGCCAGGGGUGUAUAGGGUGGAUCUAUUCACCCGUCAAAUCUCCUCACCUGAAGUGGAUUGGAGCUAUGCAGAGCCCACGGAAAUGCUUACUGCAGGUCCUGAGGAUGGUGAUGCAAACGAUGUGGGAGAAAGCAGUGGGGCUUACAUUAUAAGGAUACCAUUUGGUCCUCGUGACAAAUACCUACGAAAGGAAUUGCUGUGGCCUCAUGUUCAAGAAUUUGUAGAUGGAGCUCUAGCGCACAUUCUUAAUAUGUCUAAAGUUUUGGGUGAACAAGUUGGUGAGGGUCAGCCCGUUUGGCCUUACGUAAUUCAUGGCCAUUAUGCGGAUGCAGGGGAUAGUGCCGCUCUUCUUUCAGGUGCUUUAAAUAUCCCAAUGGUUCUAACAGGACACUCGCUUGGAAGAAACAAGCUAGAGCAGCUUCUUAAGCAAGGGAGGCAGUCAAAAGAGGAUAUUAAUUCAACAUAUAAAAUUAUGAGGAGGAUAGAAGCAGAAGAGCUUUCACUUGAUGCUGCUGAACUAGUCAUCACAAGCACCAAGCAGGAGAUCGACGAACAGUGGGGUCUCUACGAUGGGUUUGAUGUAAAGCUUGAGAAAGUUUUGAGGGCGCGUGCUAGACGAGGGGUUCAUUGCCAUGGCCGGUACAUGCCAAGGAUGGCGGUCAUUCCUCCUGGAAUGGACUUCAGCAGUGUGGUGGUUCAAGAAGAUGAAGCUGAUGGGGAACUCACACCAUUGACCAACACUGAUGGGCCUUCUCCGAAAGCACUCCCACCAAUAUGGUCAGAAGUUAUGCGUUUUUUGACAAAUCCUCACAAGCCAAUGAUUUUGGCCCUAUCAAGACCAGAUCCAAAAAAGAAUCUUACCACACUAUUGAAAGCCUUUGGAGAAUGCCGCCCAUUAAGGGAGCUAGCUAAUCUUACACUUAUAAUGGGAAAUCGGGAUGAUAUAGAUGAGAUGUCUGGUGGGAAUGCUAGCGUGCUUACAACAGUAUUGAAACUCAUUGAUAAAUAUGACCUUUAUGGGCAAGUUUCCUUUCCAAAACAUCACAAGCAAUGCGAUGUCCCAGAAAUCUACCACCUCGCUGGCAAAAUGAAGGGAGUUUUCAUAAAUCCAGCAUUCAUUGAGCCUUUUGGGCUUACCUUGAUUGAGGCUGCAGCGCAUGGACUUCCGAUGGUAGCAACUAAGAAUGGUGGUCCUGUUGACAUUCACAGGGCAUUGAACAACGGUCUACUCGUGGAUCCUCACAAUCAGCAAGAAAUAGCUGAUGCACUGCUUAAGCUAGUAUCAGAGAAGAACUUAUGGCAUGAUUGCAGGAAGAAUGGUUGGAAGAACAUACACCUCUUCUCGUGGCCUGAACACUGUCGCACAUACUUAACAAGGGUAGCAGCGUGCCGGAUGAGGCAUCCACAAUGGAAGACCGACACACCAGCGGAUGAAUUUGCUGCAGAAGAGUCCCUGAAUGAUUCACUUACAGAUGUGCAAGAUAUGUCCCUUAGGCUCUCUAUGGAUGGGGAUAAAUCAUCACUAAAUGAAUCAUUCGACCAUGUGGCGGCAUCAGGUGGUGACCCCGAGGUACAAGACCAAGUGAAACGAGUCCUGAGCAAGAUGAAGAAGCCACAAACAGGAGCACAAGAGUCUGAAGUUGACAGGGCACUUCUUGAUAAUGUGCCAAGCAAAUAUCCCGUGUUGAGGAGGCGGCGUCGAUUGAUUGUCAUAGCACUUGAUGCUUAUGAUGACAAUGGAACUCCUCAGAGGAAGACAAUUCAAAUUGUGCAAGAGAUAUUUAGAGCCAUUAAAUUAGACCCUCAAAUUGCGAGAUUCUCAGGCUUUGCUCUAUCAACAGCUAUGCCAAUUUCAGAAUUGACGGAUUUCUUGAAAUCAGGAAAUAUUAAAGUAAAUGAUUUUGAUGCUUUAAUUUGCAGCAGCGGAAGCGAAGUGCACUAUCCAGGUACAUAUACUGAAGAAGGUGGAAAGCUUUGUCCAGAUCCGGAUUAUGCAACACAUAUCGACUACCGUUGGGGUUCUGAUGGAAUAAAGAAAACCAUUUGGAAGCUUAUGAAUACACCUGAAGGUGGAGAAGAUAGAAGUGUACAUUCUUCGAGUCCCAUUGAGGAAGAUGUAAAAGCAAACAAUUCCCAUUGCCUAUCUUUCUUGAUAAAGGAUAUCAAUAAGGCAAAAAAAGUGGAUGAUAUGAGGCAGAAACUUAGGAUGCGGGGUCUACGUUGUCAUCUGAUGUAUUGCAGGCACUCAACAAGAUUGCAAGUGAUCCCUUUGCUUGCAUCUCGAGCACAGGCUCUCAGGUAAUAUCUGGUGAACCCAUUGCCUCUGUGAGUGUUCCAAGUAAAUGGAAUCCUUCACAUUUUGUUUCCAUCCACCAGAAUGAGUCCUCAGUAAGGGUUAUGGUAUUGUCAAUGAUUACUCGAAAUUUAAGGGGCUUAUAUCAAUUCAUGGGCUAAUUUACAUUUAUAUCUCUGUAUUAGAACACGAACUUUAGCUCCAUUUGGUAGGAGGGUGGAGCAAAGAAGGUAGGAGGGUAGCAGUAUAACUGGGAAACUGGUGCUGCCCUUGCUAUCUGUCUGGUUGAAUAAAAAGCAAGGGAUGUCUUUACCAUUGUACAGAAGGCGGAAUAAUUUUUGAAGAGUAAAUGGUGAUAAUAUUAGGGCUGUAUAUUUUGCUAGAUGUAUUUUGGUCCUUAAUGGGUUAUUUAUUUAUUUUUUUACCCAAAAACGAAAAGUUUGUAUGUAGAAAGAGGGAGCCUUUCCCUUCCGAUGGUGAACGAUGUCGCUUUCUCUCUUGCUUUCCUUCCCAUUCUGUUCCUACCAAACCUUGAGAUCUCUACUACCCCUGACCUAAUUCCCUUUUCCUCCUCCCAAUGAAAUGGAUGGUUAGUGGUCAAAAGUUGUGUGUAAAAUACAAUGGAACUCAACUUUCGUUUAAAGUGAGCACAGUGGAAGCGCUGUCAUGGCAUCUAGGAGGGAAAUACUAAUCAGAGUUACAGGGAAGAUAGAAUAAGAAAGAAAAAAAAAAAGAGGAAAAAGAUCACACACACCUUUCACUGUCAGAGUGCCCCUCGGAACAUAUUCAGAAAGAACUUGAAGGAAUGGCAACUUGUAGCCAACAUUUAUAUUGGAUCCUUUCCCCGCUAAAAAGUUGAAUACAAGUAUCUGCCAAUAAAAAUAAGUUCUAAAAGAUUUACAAGAAAUUCUGUUUGUGGUUUAGAAACAGUUAUUAAGCUGUCUCUCAGCAGCUUGUUUUGUUCAAGACUAUCAUCAAUUAUAAGUCAUUUUUAUUUCGAAACAUCUUUGGAUAUAACUUAAAAUGAAGGAAUCUAGAUAUAUCUUAUGGUGAUGUAUCGUUUUCAUUGUGUUCCAUGCAGUAUCUGAAGAAUGAUAAUUGCCUAUUUGUCAUAUACUUGAGUGGGUCAAGUAAUUUAUUUGGUCACAGGAGCCGAAGGAGGAGUUUACUAGCGUUCAUUGUAGAUGAGACUAACUUAAGUAUGAUGUAGUUUUAAGUAGUUCUGAUAUUUGAUUGUCGCUUUUCCUUCUAUUUGCUCUUCUGAUAUGAUCAAUAGGUACCUGUUUGUCCGUUGGAGAUUAAAUGUUGCUAAUAUGUAUGUGAUUCUUGGUGAAACGGGAGACACGGAUUAUGAAGAACUAAUAUCUGGGACUCAUAAGACACUAAUUAUGAGAGGAGUGGUGGAGAAAGGUUCUGAGGAGUUGCUAAGAACAACAGGAAGCUACAUAAAAGACGAUAUUGUUCCAAAAGAGAGCCCACUGGUCAGCUACACUAAUGGUGAAGCCACAGCAGAAGAGAUUGCAAAUGCAUUGAGGCAAGUCUCUAGAACAAGUAUAUGACAUUUGUAUUCUUCAAUAUUUACUCAAAACGGAGAUUACGAAAUCAUGUUUUUUUUUUUUCCUUAUUUUUUUUGGCAAUUGUGAGAUGCAAUAUGUAUAUGAAGCAUUUCCCAGUGUGGGUUUCUGCAGUAAAUGUAUGUAGAUGAUGAUUCCCACUGUUGUGAAAUGCUAUUGUAGUCAACUAUAACACAGAACCUGAAACCACAUUAUAUUCUUUCUGUUCUAAUAUCAUCUCUCUUUAUAGUACAAAUGGAACAUACUU